This is a messenger RNA of Musca domestica (house fly), 1974 nucleotides long. RefSeq names its product pickpocket protein 28 (gene ppk26). The record is from RefSeq and is a predicted model, not a curated record. Lineage: Eukaryota; Metazoa; Arthropoda; Insecta; Diptera; Muscidae. Gene Ontology annotation, cellular component: membrane. Bases 85 to 1854 code for a protein of 589 amino acids. The transcript has 9 exons. Gene Ontology annotation, molecular function: ligand-gated sodium channel activity. Gene Ontology annotation, biological process: sodium ion transmembrane transport.
AGACGCGGUGGUGUUAAAGUCAACAAAAAUAUAAAAACGAGCAAAUCGGAUUUCAGAACGGUCUAAACAUCUUUGCCAGGCAAGAUGGAGCCGGCAAAUGGCCUGGAACACAAGCCAUCGGUGAAAAGUACACUGCAAUGGCAGCGUGCAGCGUUGAUGGCCAAGACCAUAACGGCCUUUAAGGAGACUGUUGAUGUGGAUAGUGAUGACGAUGUGGAUAACAAGCAACAAAUCAAAUACGGUAAGCCGUCUCAGGCUGCCUGGGCCAUAUUCUCGGAAUAUUGUGACAACAGCACCAUACAUGGCAUCAAGUAUUUGGGAGAACAGAAACGGCCUGUGUGGGAGAGAGUAUUUUGGAUUUUCGUCUUCGUAUUUUCCAUCUACCUGUGUACCUCACUGACCAUGAACAUUUGGUACAAGUGGAACAAUAAUCCAGUUAUUGUGAGUUUUGCAGAAAAAUCCACACCUGUCUGGCAAAUUCCCUUUCCGGCCAUAACCAUUUGCACAGAAACCAAGAAUCGGCAAUCGUAUUUCAAUUUUACGGACAUCUAUUGGAAGUACAUAGAUUACAAGACGAAUAAAACUAUGGAGGAUAUUUCAAGUGAUGACCUCAACAAACUGUUCUCAAGUUUUCAAGUAUGCGAUUCACAUUUAAUACUGUACCCGACGAAGGACAACUUCACAGAUAGCAGAUUACUGAUUGCCACACUGCGUGACAUAAUGCCACAGUUUGAGGAGAUCUUUAUGAAAUGCAAAUGGCGUAAUGUGGGUACAGAUUGUUCGGAAUUAUUUCACACAUUCAUUACGGAUGAUGGGCCGUGUUAUACAUUCAAUACGCUGACCGCCUAUGAAACUUAUCGGGAUGAGGGCUUAAUCAAGGAUGUUGUAUUGCAUUCGGAAAAUCGUACUGCCACCCACUGGAAUGUUGAAGAUGGCUAUGAUGCCAAUGCCGAUACCGAUACUUAUCCAUAUCGGGUUCUUGGCUCUGGAUCGAAGGCUGGAUUGAAUCUUUUGCUAAGCGGCGUUGAAAAAGAUUUCGAUUAUCUGUGCCGUGGUACGACACAGGGAUUUAAGUUGGUUUUACAUACCCCGGGAGAAAUUCCCCAAGUUACAAAACAAUUUUUCCGCAUACCAUUCAGCCAGGAAGUGUUGAUGGCAAUUAAACCCAAAAUUAUUACAACAUCGGAUGGUUUGAAGCACUACGAGCCAAAUAGACGCCAAUGUUAUUUCCAAAAUGAACGGGAUUUGCGUUAUUUUCAAAUCUACACCCAAAGUAAUUGUGAACAGGAAUGUUUAGCUAAUUUUACAUUGGCCAAAUGUGGUUGUGUAAAAUUCUCAAUGCCAAGACAUGAAGAUGUUCCCGUGUGUAAUGCCAGAAAUGUGCAUUGCUUUAACAAAGCCGAAGAUGAAUUGACCCUGAGAGAAUUCGAUCAGGGUAUAGCUAGUUCUGGAGAAAAUUUCCGUGGCAAGACAACAUGCAAUUGUUUGCCCUCGUGUACUUCCAUUGCAUACGAGGCAGAGAUUUCGCAGGCAGAUUAUGAAUAUGUGCAUUCGGGUAAACGGGGGAACUCAACGGAAGCAGAAGAGGGCAGUCAAGAGACCAGAAGAACCCGCCUCUCGAUAUUCUUCAAAGAAGCCCAGUUCCUUACCUCUAAACGUUCUGAGUUGUACGGUACCACAGAUUUCCUUGCCAAUUGUGGUGGUCUGUUGGGUCUAUUUAUGGGUGUAUCGACCCUUAGUAUCGUAGAGAUCAUCUAUUUCUGUACGGUACGUUUAAUAACCAAUUUGAAAAUGCGUUAUAAGAAACGCAAAGAAAUGAAUAAUGCCGAAAAGAAUACGGAGAAAAAUGCCUAAUUUGUUGUAUAAAAAUCAGAAAUGAAUAAAUGUUAAAUUGUAAAGUAGAUUUUAAGAAACCACAAUGCCGCCGCCUUAUGUAGUUGUGAAAUUAAAUAAAUACAGAAAUGUUUAUUUUGU